This is a messenger RNA of Stegostoma tigrinum, 2433 nucleotides long. It is a transcript of the gene araf, whose product is annotated as A-Raf proto-oncogene, serine/threonine kinase. Lineage: Eukaryota; Metazoa; Chordata; Chondrichthyes; Orectolobiformes; Stegostomatidae. The record is from RefSeq and is a predicted model, not a curated record. Gene Ontology annotation, biological process: signal transduction; protein phosphorylation. Gene Ontology annotation, cellular component: mitochondrion; cytosol. Gene Ontology annotation, molecular function: ATP binding; protein kinase activity.
CGCCCCCACCCAAAUCCCUGGGCAAUCGCGAGCCGAGCCAGCCCGGAUGAAGAGGGGCUCAACGUCCUCACCGUCUCUGAGCAAUGGCUUCGGCCUACCCAGCUUGACCAUCAGCGGCGCUCCGUCGUCCCCACCUGGUAGCUUGGAGCCGACAUCCCGUCGCAGCCCGCACCAGCCUGGGCUGGUGCACAGUCCCAGAGAGAUGCCACGCGCCACAGGAACGGUCCGUGUCUACCUCCCCAACAAGCAACGCACCGUGGUCAAUGUUCGGGAAGGAAUGACGGUCAACGACAGCUUAGACAAGGCACUGAAAGUCCGAGGGUUAUCCCAGAAAUGCUGCGCUGUGUACAGAUUUAUUGAUGGCCACAAGAAGUUGACCGACUGGUCGACGGACAUCACCCCCCUGGUGGGUGAGGAGCUGAUGGUGGAGGUCCUGGACGAGGUGCCCCUCUCCAUGCACAACUUUGUCCGCAAGACUUUUUUAAACCUGGCCUUCUGUGACUUCUGCCUUAAGUUCCUCUUCCACGGCUUCCGCUGCCAGACCUGCGGGCACAAAUUCCACGAGCACUGUAGCAGCAAGGUGCCAACCGUCUGCCUGGAUCUAGGCAAAUAUGGAGCCUACCCUGAGCUCGACGAUGGACCCUCGCUGUCCCCAUUGCCCUCAGCCCCAAUGGACCAACUGUUGACCCCUCAGUCACCUGCAAGGCUUGCACCCCCGGCCUUCACCUUCCCGUGCCCCUGCCCGCCUAUCGAGGGGCAGCUCCAACGACAGCGUUCCACCUCCACCCCCAACGUCCACAUGUCCAGCACCAUCGCUCCAGUCAGCGUGAGUGAUGUCGAGGAUGCACUGAGAUCUCAGGGUGCCAUAGGCAGCAGCAAGCAGUCCCCGAGCCCCCCGCACUCGGCGUCGCCUCACGGCCCUCCAACCCCCCAGCCGAAAUCGCCGGUGACUCCGACCCGCGAGAGGAAGCUGUCGUCGUCGUCGGACGAGCGGAGGAGAGUGGUGAGCAGACAGGCUGGGGGUCGGGUCCUGGGCAGGCAGGAGCCAGAGUAUUACCCGGCCCUGCAGCGCACUCGGCCCUACAGAGACUCCAGCAUCUACUGGGAGAUCCACAGCAGCGAGAUUGCCAUCCUGAAGAGGAUCGGAGCUGGCUCCUUUGGCACCGUCUACAAGGCCAAGUGGCAUGGUGACGUCGCCAUCAAGAUCCUGAAAGUGACCUACCCAACUCCAGAGCAGCUCCAGGCCUUCAAAAAUGAAGUGCUGGUCCUCAGGAAAACGCGGCACGUCAACGUCCUCCUGUUCAUGGGUUUCAUGACCAAGCCUCAGUUGGCCAUCGUGACCCAGUGGUGUGAAAGUAGCAGCCUGUACCGUCACCUGCACGUCCUGGAGACCAAAUUCGACACCUUCCAGCUGAUCGACAUCGCUCGGCAAACUGCGCAAGGCAUGGACUACCUUCACGCAAAGAAUAUCAUCCACAGAGAUCUGAAAUCAAACAAUAUCUUCCUGCACGAGGGGCUGACUGUGAAGAUCGGAGACUUUGGGCUGGCUACGGUGAAAUCCCGGUGGAGCGGCUCCCAGCAGGUGGAGCAGCCGAGUGGCUCCAUUCUGUGGAUGGCACCGGAGGUCAUUCGGAUGCAGGACAAUAAUCCGUACAGUUUCCAGUCGGACGUCUACGCCUAUGGGAUCGUCCUUUAUGAGAUCAUGACUGGCACGCUGCCCUAUUCGCACAUCAACAACCGAGACCAGAUAAUAUUUAUGGUGGGCCGCGGCUAUCUGACCCCCGACCUCAGCAAGGUCUACAGCAACUGCCCAAAGGCUAUGAAGAGGCUCCUUGUGGACUGCAUCAAGGUGAAAAGGGACGAGCGGCCGCUGUUCUUCCAGAUCCUGGCCUCCAUCGAGAUGCUGCAGCAUGCACUGCCGAAGAUCGAGCGCAGUGCCUCAGAGCCCUCGCUGCACCGCGCUGUGCAGACCGACGAUGUCAACCCCUUCGUGCUGACCUCCUCCCGCCUGGUGCCUUCCUGAGAGUCGGCUCGCGCCUCCUCUGCCCACCCGGUGCCCGGGGAGUGGGGGCGGGAUCCCGGGACAAUCCGCUGCAACUCGCCUCCUCUCCCCAUACCACGCUCCCCGACCCUCGCAGGAGGGGCGAGCCUCGGUGCUGCGGGGGGUGGGGGGACGGUGGUAGGGUGACCCUGCCUCCGCUCCCCCGGCCCCAGUUUGGGGUGGAGGGGAGGGCCACAAGCCUCCCUCGUUUUGGGGCAGAGGGCACGCGGGGGACCUUUGUUGCGCACAGACUCACCGGAGCCAUUCCACAGAAGGGCAAGCGUGUGGGGUGGGGUCACCCUCUGGACGCCCACACACGUCUCUAGGCUUGCUCCAGACGUGGGUGUUCUUCCUCGGGAUUGCUUUGGGCAGGGGCGAGGUGGGUGGCUUGU